Sebastes umbrosus (honeycomb rockfish) is the source of this 2605-nucleotide messenger RNA. RefSeq names its product leucine rich melanocyte differentiation associated (gene lrmda). Gene Ontology annotation, biological process: melanocyte differentiation. Gene Ontology annotation, molecular function: protein binding. The transcript is spliced from 8 exons. Bases 65 to 769 code for a protein of 234 amino acids. NCBI's taxonomy places the organism in Eukaryota, Metazoa, Chordata, Actinopteri, Perciformes, Sebastidae. The record is from RefSeq and is a predicted model, not a curated record.
CAGCACUGAGCUCAUCAUAUCAAGGCGCUCUAACGUUCUACAAUGUUAUAGCUAGCUAGGCCUAAUGUUACCGGGACCAGCCAGAGGAAAGGGAGACUUAUGCUUUAUUAUUUCCUACAUCGGACAUGACUGCAAGAACAUCCCAGACUUCCUUGGAGACACCUAUGGCCAGCUUGCAAGAAGGCUGGAUCUAAGCUUCAAUCAGCUCAGGUCACUGGCGGGCCUCAAACUGUUCACCGAGCUGGAAGAGCUGAUCGUCGACAACAAUCUGCUUGGAAAUGACCUCCGGUUGCCCAGGUUACCCAACCUCCACACCCUGACGCUCAAUAAGAACGAUCUGACUGAUAUCGAGGCCCUGCUGGAACACUUGGCUGAUGUGACCCCGUCACUGAAGUACCUAAGCCUGCUGGGAAAUGAGGCCUGCCCCAACCAGCUGGUCAGCCCGGAUAAGGACGAGGACGACUACCAGAGAUACAGGUACUUUGUUCUGCACAAGCUGCCCCAGCUGAAGUUUCUGGACACCAGGACAGUUACCAAAAAAGAAGUGACAGAGUCGCAGGCAAGAGGAGCAUUCAUGAAAGUGGUCAAACCAAAGUCGGAAGCUCCACCUAAUGAGAUUGGAUCUGAGAGUCACCCACUGCCCUACACUCCUCUACCCCGAGGAUCCAAAGAUGCCAAGAACCACAAAGGGGUAUUCGCCAAGUGUCGCUACGUUUACUAUGGCAAGCACUCGGAAGGCAACAGAUUCAUCCGAAACGACCAACUCUGAUGGACAGCCGGUCAGCCAUGAUGGAUCACCCGUCCGCUGCCGCCACUAAUCAAGGGUGAAAGGGGUGACGGUCACACACCUGGGGCCUGACAUGAACUCAUCUCUCUCUCUCUUUUAUACACACACACACACACACACACUCUAUCACACACAUAACUGCUGUUUAAAUCAUUAAAUCUUCGGCUAUACUUUCCACAAGGGCGGUCGCACGGCCAUGAGCUGACGUGGAAUCGUGACAAGGAAACAUUUGUAUUCUUUAUAUUAUUUUGUAUUAUUUGUGGAGGGUUUCUCCUCACGGCAAACCAACAUUUUCAAAGCUCCUCAAAGUUCUCCAUUUUCUCUGCCCAUCCGCAUAGUUUGUAAAAAUUUGGAUGUGCACGGACUGGCGAAAAGUUGCCGCACGGAACAUGAAUCACGCUUAAUACAUUUUACAGAGUUUGACAGAACAAGGAUUUUCAAAGAUUUUCAUUCAAAACUUGAGGCAUGACCAGUUUCUAUUGUUUAGUUUUUGGCACACUGCAGAACGCUUUUCCUUCUUUUCUUUGAAUGAAUUUUAUUGAAUGAAUUUUAUUAUUGUGUCUCUAAGAAAAGAAAGAAAAGUCAGGCUUAUAUAUAUCUGAUAUCUGAGCAAUGACUCGGACAGUUUCUGUUGUAAGAUUGUAUAUGUUAGCACACUGGUUCCCAACCUGGGGGUCCCAGUCCCCACUAUGGUUCACCAAAGCUUGACAGGGAGUUGCAAGGCCUUAUUGAUUUUAAGGGGUGUAAGACAACUUUUUUUUUAAAUAUACAGUUGCCCUAUAUCUCAGCAUUUCAUUCAUUUCCGUGAAGAAAACUAAAUGAAAUUGUUGUAUUCAAAGUAUGGAUUAUUAUUUAAGAUAUAAACAGGAUAAGGGCACGGUGAAGACCUGAACACAAGCUGUAUUCCCUCUCUGUUAAACAGACUCGACCUGCAUUAGUACGCACUUAAAACAACCAAAGAGCUAAUGGAACAAUGGCAAAGAUUCUGUCAAAAAUAAGCAUAUUAAGUAUUAUGAUUGUUAAAGAUUAAAAAAAUUCUGAGAAUCAUAUUAAAAGUUCCAAAGAAAUAACAGGAAAACACAUCUCUGAUGUAAUAUUCACAGGAAAUAAUCUGCUCAAAAUUCAUCCAAAUCGCUCGUUUUACUUCCUGCAGUUAUUGCGUUCACUAUUUGGGUUUAUUGUGCAGUUUAUCAGUUGUUCUGUACUGUUAUUGUUAUGUAUUCAAUAUAAUAUGAAAUAUCCAUAAUACAUGUCACUCCCUUUACUCAAUGAUAGAAAAGGGGUCCCUUAAGGAAAAAGGUUAGGAUCCACUGUGUUAGCACAUGUGUACAGAUGUGUCAAAUGCAGCUUUUAAUGUCAAAACGUUCCAAUACCAGCUUUAAUGAAAAACAGGCCAUGUUGUUGUGCCUUUUUUCCCCACUGUGUCUUCGACCAGUUAACUACUUCAUACUGAAAUAUGUGUGAUGUAUUAUUUGCAUUGUGAUGCAAUGAAAACAAAGUCUAAAUCUAUAUAUCUUCAGAAAAAUGCAUCUUAUAGAAUAUUGUCAAAUGCACUGUUUUUUAAAAAAUGUUUACAUUUUAUAAUACGUGUAUGAUCACCGUGGUUUUACAGUGCCCUUGUAAUGUGUUUAUUAUGAUUUGAAUGUCUUAUCACGACAAGCUACAGGUAGAAUAAAUGAUGUAAAAGAUAAAUGCCUCUAUCUUUUAGCAUCUUAGGUGAAGUUUUCCAGGCAACCCUCCAAUCUGAAAAUGUAUCACUGAUCUGAUAUAAAGUUGUAUUAGCUGGAUGUCUUCAAGUGAUUAAAGGGGUUGAACUAA